Molecule: messenger RNA, 2272 nt
Organism: Trichomycterus rosablanca
Lineage: Eukaryota; Metazoa; Chordata; Actinopteri; Siluriformes; Trichomycteridae
Gene: ptger1b
Product: prostaglandin E receptor 1b (subtype EP1)
Exons: 3
Coding region: 341-1456 (371 amino acids)
Biological process (GO): adenylate cyclase-activating G protein-coupled receptor signaling pathway; positive regulation of cytosolic calcium ion concentration; inflammatory response
Cellular component (GO): plasma membrane
Molecular function (GO): thromboxane receptor activity; prostaglandin E receptor activity
Source: RefSeq, a predicted model, not a curated record
GCAUGUGCAGAGGAGCCAGUGAACCUCAGACUGUAGAAGCUGUGCUGGUUACUUUGCGCCACUCCAGCAGAAGCUCCUUCACCAACAUGAGGAUCGUUUUACACAGCAGAAACUCCUGCCUGUUUUAAAUGGAAUACUGGUUUGUUUUACAACCUGCACUUUCUCAAAUGGGUUGAAUACAUUUUGUGUUUAUUUUUUAGAGAACAUGUGGCAUUGGUGAUUAGUGUUUUUGCUUUUAAAGUAAAGAAUUUUCUAUUGGUGGAAUAAAGAGGCUAUGACUAAUAAAUCUUCAGAUGUUGUGUAGUCCUGUAAGAGACGCCUGUUCUCCCUCGUUGUGGAGAUGUUAUCCAUUCAUCACUGCAACUUCUCGGACCCAGAUGCUGUGUCUGCCCUAUCUAAUCAAACCCAGGCAGUGGUGGAGGUGGCAGCUGUGGGCCGUAAGGAAAACCGUUCGAUAACAACUCGGACCAACCCAGCGGCUGCUGGCCUUUCUUUGACCUUGGGUGUACUGUCCAACAUUGUAGCUCUCUUCAUCCUCGCCAAGGCCUAUAACCGACUGCGUCGACGUUCUAAGGCAACUUUUCUGCUCUUUGCCAGCUCACUGGUGGCUACAGACUUAGCGGGUCACAUUAUUCCAGGUGCUGUGGUGCUGCGCUUGUAUUCAAAUGGUGUGAGCCAAAACCAACCUAGCCAUGCUGACGCCACCUGCCAGUUUCUGGGUGGCAGCAUGGUCUUCUUCGGCCUGUGCCCUUUAUUCCUAGGUUGCGCCAUGGCAACUGAGCGAUGCCUGGGAGUGACGCAGCCACUUCUUCAUGCCCGUCUCAUCUCCAGCACCCGAACCAAGAUAGCAUUGGUGCUCAUUUGGCUGGCGGCUCUCGCUGUGGCAUUGCUUCCUGUCAUUAGGCUGGGAGAGUACACUUAUCAGUACCCAUGGACAUGGUGCUUCAUUAGAGUAUUAGGAGGAACAGCGGACACAGAUGUGGCCUUCAUGCUGCUAUUCUCAGCGCUUGGGUUGGCCUCGCUGGCCUUGUCCUUGGUGUGUAAUACAGUCAGUGGCAUUACUCUAGUGCUGGCUCGUUUACGCAAGAGGAAGUGCCACCUCAGGACAGCAAAAUCGCAUGACAUUGAGAUGGUGGUACAGCUACUGGGGAUCAUGAUCAGUUCCUGUAUUUGCUGGAUCCCCCUGCUGAUCUUUGGCUUGAUGUCCAUCAUAAAUUGCCACAAUCGCUCAGCUGAGGACGACGAACGCUAUAGAACUCUGAUGGUAAUGGGGGUGCGUCUUGCCUCCUAUAACCAGAUCUUGGACCCAUGGGUUUACAUCCUGCUGCGGCGAGCAGUUCUGAGGAAGAUCUACCAGCUCACCACGGGUCGCACCAAUAUGAGGGUCAGCACCCUCCGCCGCUGGGAAAUCGGGUCCCUUCAAAGCUCAGAGAAAAAUACAGUCAAACGGAUCUAAAAGAAUUCUGGGGUGUAUCUGGAGCAUAUAGUGUGAAACCUGUUUAUCCAAAUGGGCAGAAAGUGAAGAUGAAGAAUUUGGAUCAUUUCCCUAAAAUCUCUGGUGUGAAUCAUUAAGCAGGUCAGGUGAAGGAAGAAUGUAAAGUAGGUGGGUUUAAUGACAGCAGAACAGUUAAGGUUGGACUGUUAUACCCAGAAUGUUCUACAUCCAAAUGUUCAGGAGUGGCAGUGAGCCAUGUUUUGGAUCCUUUAUGUGUUUGACCGUUCAGUUGAAUGUUUGAAAUGUAUUUUGCCACACAAAGCUUGUAUGUAAUACAGUUGUGCCAAGUGUUUAGUCUCAUGUAUUGUUUCAUAAUGUAAUGAUUGUCUUUACCAAAAUGACUGGUUAAUCUCAGUAUAUGUCUUUUUACAACAGUUGAAUCUCGGUAACUUGGAAAAUGUACUUUCUUUAAGAAAAUUCCCUAUUUGCCUUACAAGAGUGGUUAAAAAUGAUAGCCACUUUACUAGAAAUCAGCAAAUAUUCACAUUUAAAACUAUUUCAUUACAAAACGUCUCAACUGAAUGUAAAUGCUAAGCAAGCUGAGUCCUAAGAUGUAGGAUAUUAAGGAAGGACCUAAUAUUGUUAAAACCAGUGUGAUUCAAAGUAAAGGCAGAGCUUUUAUUUGAAUGGUAUAUUUGUGUAGUGAGAUGUUUAGUAUUCUUAUAUUUGUGUAUUUAUUACCUGUUUCCAUCCCCAAUUAUGUGACUUAAAAAGCUAAAUUGUUUAAAAGCUAUUGAAUGUAACUGUGAUCAAUAAAUAUUAAAUUGUGGCAAGUUU